UAUUUUAUUUAAAAUGAAAAUGUAAUAAUAAAAAAAAAAUAUAAAUAAUAUAAUAUCAAUUUAUUUUAUUAAAUAUACUAAAUAUAAUAAAUAUACUAAAGAUACUAAAUAUAAUAAAUGCAAUGUACAUGUAAUAAUAUAUGUAUACAACAAAAAUUUAAUUUAAGAGCAGGUAAACUAUUCCUAAUAAAUCUUUUUUGUUAAAUUCCAAUGAAUAAAUAUUUGUUUCUAUUAAUUUAUCUGUUCUCAUUAAUUUAUUAAAUUUUUUCUUCAUAUUAUUUAGAUUUCUCUACUCAUUGAAAAUAAAAAAUAUAAUAAAACAAAAUUUUAAAAAAUCCAUAUAAUAAUGCUUAUUUCAUAUUAAUCAUAUUCGUAUUUUAUGCUCUAUAUUAAUUCUAACGAAUAUCAAAUUUCGAUAUUACCAAUCUUAAUAUGUGUAUAUUAUAUUAUUAUUAAUAUGUUUAUAUUAUAUAACAAUUUCAAUAUUAUUGCAAUAAUCGUGCGAAUAUAUGUUGAAAGGAUAUUCCCCUAUAACCCCUUUCGCCCCACUCCUAUCUUUGAGCAAGCUCACCGCGAGCCGAUACCAUGGAUGCUGGACUAAAGCUUUGGACCAGAGCGGAGUUUGCAUCGAACUACGUUUCGUUAGAAAUACUAAAACACGAGCAUACGAACGAGCGUGUUCAAAAGGAGACGGAAAUCGAAUUAGAUGUGAGAAAAUCUGUCAAUUGUACAGUGCAAGUGGCAACUGAUUUUUAGGAAUUUCUAUUUUUUCCUUAUUUCUUAAUUGAGUUGUGCAAUUAUAUAUAUGAUACAUAUAUAUGUACAUAUAUACAUAUAUAUAUAUAUUUAUAUAUUUAUAUAAAAGAAAUUGAAAUUAUACAAGAGGUGCAUCUUUCAUUCGAUUAGAUUUACCAGAAUGUUGAAAUCCUUUAAUUUUUUAAAACUUUUAAUUCUUAUGAUACAUGGAAUAAGUGAAAAGCGUCGAGCUUAAAAGUUAUAAUUUCAGAAAUUGAACAAUGUUAGCAAAAGACUCGAUCUAUCAUGAACUGUGAAGAAAGUGAAAAUAGUAGAAGUACCGGAUAUCGAGAUGCGGUGCACGUUAACUGUCGUCUCAUUAGGAGUGCUUCUGGUCACAAGUGCUCACGGAGAGAAUACAGCCAAGAACGUUUUCGGUCAGUGUAUCUUCCCACUUGGUAUGGAGGAAGGAAAAAUUCCAGAUGAUGCGAUCACCGCUUCUUCUAGUUAUGAAACAAAAUCAGUGGGGCCUCAAAAUGCACGAAUACGACAAGAGAAAAAUGGCGGUGCUUGGUGUCCAAAAGCGCAAAUUAGCAGUGCGAUACGGGAAUAUUUGGAAAUUGAUCUAACGAGAGAUCAUCUAAUAGCAUGGACUGAAACUCAAGGACGGUUUGGUAAUGGUCAAGGCCAGGAAUAUGCAGAAGCCUUUUUUCUCGAAUAUUGGCGCGACACAAAAUGGCAUCAAUAUAAAAAUUUGAAGGGUGACAGAGUUUUACGUGGCAAUAGUAACACUUAUUUAGUCGAAAAGCAAAAAUUAGAUUUACCAUUCGUCGCGAGCAAAGUUCGAUUCGUACCUUACAGUCAACAUCCACGGACGGUUUGUAUGCGAGUUGAAAUUUACGGAUGCAUAUGGGAGCAGUAUGUCGCGAGUUACAGUAUGAUUAAAGGAUCAAUUCUUGGUCCCGGAGGGAAAAAUAUUGAAGAUUCAUCGUAUGAUGGUAUUGAAAUUGACUCUCUUCUUGUAAACGGCCUUGGUCAACUAACGGAUGGUAUAUUAGGUGAAGUUUCCGAAAUUCUCACCUCUUCGACAAAUGGUACAAACUGGGUAGGCUGGUCAGACCGCACUACUGUUCAGAUUAUUUUUUCUUUUCAAGAGUUACGAGAAUUCGAAAAUUGUUCUGUACAUGUUGCGCGUAUACCGGAACUAGAAAUUGAGACAUUUUCACUAAUGCAUAUUUGGUUUUCCUCUGAUGGAGAAAACUAUGAAUCAGAAGCAGAAAAAUUGGUGGGUUUGAUCGAUGCUAGCUCGUCUGUUGCCGAAACAAUUUCGAUUCCUUUGCAAUCUAGAAUAGGACGAUUUGUAAAAAUGGAAUUCGAUCUUGCUGCGAAAUGGUUGCUGCUUAGCGAAAUCACCUUCCACACCGGUAGUAAGAGUAAAUCAAAUGAUUUGAAUAUUUUGAACGAUCGAUCAUUCGAAAUGGAUCAAAAUCAAAGCGAAUUACGAAUAAAAUCUAGUAACUCCUUGGACUCAAUAAUAUUGGGUUUUAAUGUAACAACACUUUAUGAAAUUCAUGAAAACAAUUCGACACCAGAUGCCUUUCCCGUUGGUACUUCCCAAACAUAUAUUGGACUUGUUAGCGGUUUACUGACAGUGUUUGCUCUUUUUUUAACUUGUACAGCAUUCUUGAUCAAACAAAGAGGUCGUAACAAAGUAGCUUUGUUACAAAAGCAUACGGCUCUACUCUGUGAUUCAUCUACACCGGGUAUUGCGAUCUCUCCGAAGGAUGUUAAACUUUCAAAUUCAAUCGUAACUGGAUUAUCAUUAAUUCGUAAACCUAUCAUUAUUGCUGCUUCUGAUAACUUGCCUACUCGAUCCAAUACAGAUUUACGAAGAGAUUCCCAAACUAGCGUGGCUGAUUCCGAAAAUAAUCGCAAUUCAACUUUAUACGAAAGAACGUAUAAUCUGUUCUCUGAAGAAAAUCUCGUAGUUACGAAAUCAAAUGUGUCCGCACGUAUAUCUGAAUCAUGUUCUGAUUUUAAAUGCAACUCGAGCUUUAUGACAAGCAAAUCUACGGAAAUUAUAGUUCCAUCUACAACAUAUUCAUCGAAAAAGAUAUUUUAUUCACAAUCAGGAAAAUUGAAUCAAAGAAAUUAUGAAGGAUAUUAUGCAGCAACGGAUAUUUUAACGAAGAAAAAAGAAACUUCAUCAACUUCGAGUCCUUUCACACCACUUCAAAUUCGUGAAAAAAGCCUAUGCUUACUACAUACCAUUGAAUCUUACAAUGUCCAACGUAUUUCUAGACAUAGAUUACGGAUUUUAGAUAAGCUUGGAGAAGGAAAUUUCGGUUUGGUCCAUUUAUGUGAAGCAAAAGGAAUUACCAAUCCGGAAAUAGAAGCGAUUCAAAAUCGACAAAUUGUAAUUGUUAGAUCUCUUUGGCGGGGAGUUGUAGAUUCCUUAAGAUUGGAUUUCACAAAAGAUAUGCACGUUUUGGCAAUGCUUCAAAAUUCGAACAUAGCGAAGAUGAUAGCUUUAGUAGAAGAAGAACCAUUCGGAGCUAUAUUCGAGUACGGUCAAUUUGGAGAUCUUCCUACUUUUUUAGAAAACCGUGAAAAUUUGGAUAACAAAGAAGAUAUUAGCUAUGGCAGCCGUUUAAGUUUUAUUAUCCAAAUUGCAUCUGGUAUGAAAUAUCUGGAAUCCAUGAAUAUUGCACAUUGUGAUUUAGCGGCUAGAAAUUGCAUCGUUUGUCUCGAUUUGAAAAUAAAAAUAUCCGAUCAUGCUAUAUAUUGUAAUAAAUAUGAUCAUCACUAUUUCAUCGAUGAACAUAAUAUAAAAAUUCCUCUUCGUUGGAUGGCAUGGGAAGCAAUUUUAUUGGGUAAACGUAGUUGUCGUGCCGAUGUUUGGUCAUUUGCUGUAACAAUUUGGGAAAUUUUUCAAAAUUGUAAAGAAAUACCAUAUGCAGAUUUAACAGUCACACAAAUUUUAGAAAACUAUGGUCAUUGGUAUCAAAGAGAAACGAGCAUCGAUAAAGAAUAUGAUGAUAAUAAUGAUAAAAGAAAUCAACUUCGAAUUCCUUCACAGUCUAAUCAUUGUCCGGAUAAUCUUUAUCGUAUAAUGAAAAAAUGUUGGAGCACACGAGUUGAAGAGAGACCUAGUUUCGAAGAAAUUCAUCUAUAUCUCGAGAAAUUAGCCUUCGAUUGAAUGUUCCAGGUACUCAUGAUUGAGUAGUACGGACCAAACGAUUACAAUCAGCCAAGAAGCAUCCUGUACAUAAAUUUCAGCUUUUUAUGUUGAUUUAUUCUUCUUCUGCUUCGUGAUUUUUUUUUAUUAAUUAAUAAUAAAUAUUCCUAAUGUAGCUUAUCAAAAAUAUAUCGUAAAACUACUUCUUUCCAUUAAAAAUAUCAGGAUGCUCUGGCCAUUAACUUUUAAUGCUCAAUUAGGUUUAUGUAUGAAUCAACUUUGCGCAUAUAUAUAUAUAUAUAUAUAUAUAUAUAUAUAAAAAUACAUAAUGUACAUGCGAGAGAGAGAGAGAGAGAGAGAGAGAGAGAGAGAGAGAGAGAGAGAGAGAGAGAGAGAGAGAGAGAGAGAGAGAGAGAGAGAGAGAGAGAGAGAGAGAGAUUUCCUGUGAACAAGAAACGCAAAGCUUUUUCAUAAAAGUUAUUGUUUUAUUUUUUCUAAUUAUUGAUUUUAACAUGCAAAAUAUUCUUCAAUUAAAUAUUGACUCUUCAUAACUAAUAUUAAUAUGCUUUCUCUCUAUAUGAAUGCAAAAUUGUAUAAAUAAAUUAAUAAAAUUUAUAUUGGUUUGGAGAAACAUGCAAAAAAAGAUGAAACAAAAAUAUAUAAUAUUAAUUUUAUAACGAAUUUGGUUUAGAAUUCAAAAAUUCAACAAGAUAAUUAACAUGAAAGAUAUUAUAUUUUAUAUGUAUAUGAAAAAUUUAAAAUAUGUUAUACUGCAAAUAUUAUAAUCGAUAAAACUGCCAAAUGAAUAAUCAUUAUUUAAGUACAUAUUCUGUUCAUAUCAAGAUAUUAGUCAUUCGUAAUAGUUUGUGCGCGUUACCACAAACCAAAUGGGACAAUCAAUAUUACAAAUAUCGUUUCAUAUUAUGCGAUAUGUGAUCUCAAAAUGUAAUUAUCGAUCGAUUUGCUAAUACUUACCGAAAACUAGGAUAUUAUGUCCAUAUGAUGCUAGUCAGAUUGUUGAUUGCUUGUAAAUGAAUCAACUUUUCAUCGUAUUGCGCGUAUAUGCACUAUAUAUAUAUACACAGGAACAUAAAUUUUUUAAAAUUUCUGAUUAUAGCGAUCGAAAUAUUUGUAAUACAAAUCAUACGUAUUCCAUUAAAAAUUAUAUUCUUCAUAUUUCCAACGUUACGGUGAAUAAAAAAAUUGUUAUAUACUACCUAAUAACUUCUAUUCUUGCUAUCAUAAUAACGGAGAAAAAAGCGUUUGAGAAAAAAUUUUACAUAUCAUUAUAAGUAUUUUCCAUCGAUAUUAAAGGAACGAUGUUUAAUUCUCGAUGGAAAUCAACAAGAGGUUGUUCCCAACGUUCCUCGAAAUAGAUACCCAAAAGAAAUUUUGCUUUAAUUCCUGUAUUAAUAGCCCAUGGAAGAUAAUGAUCAAGAUAUAAUUUUCUUUGUCUAAAAAAAAGAAUGAGAAAUUAAUUUUGAAAAUUAAUUAACAAAAAUGUAAAAAUAGUUAUACAUUAAUAUUAUACAUACAUCGCAAAAAUAUUUGGAUACUAUGUUAUCAUAUUGCUACAGAGAUUUGUUUAGAAAUUUCAAAUAAAAAUGUCUAAAAUUUUCAUUAAAAUCAGAAUUUUCACAUAAUGAAUUGUAAGAUAGGAUUCCAAUAUUUUUGCGAUUCAAUGUAUAUAAAUAUGCAUUUCAUUUUUACAUUUAAUUUACCUUGGACGCAAUCGAAAUGCUCCAAAUAUCGCUCCGUUUAAACACAUUGGCAAACGUAAUUGCAAUGCUUCUAUCCAUUUAACUGAUACUUCCCCGAGCAUUGUAGUUGGCAUCAAAAGUAUUGCAUGAUAAAUAUCAUGUGUUUCUCGAUAUCGUUGCAUUACAUAUGCCAAUUCAGUAUCUUGGACGAAUUUGACCAUAGUUCUAGAAUCGGGAGAUACAUUCUAUAACAAACAUAUAUAUUUUUUCAACACAUUUAUUUAUAAAAUCACUUACUAAAUGAAUAAAAUGAUAUACAUUAGA
This is a messenger RNA of Apis cerana (Asiatic honeybee), 5937 nucleotides long. RefSeq names its product discoidin domain-containing receptor 2. Gene Ontology annotation, biological process: positive regulation of kinase activity; positive regulation of neuron projection development; cell surface receptor protein tyrosine kinase signaling pathway. The record is from RefSeq and is a predicted model, not a curated record. Gene Ontology annotation, molecular function: protein tyrosine kinase collagen receptor activity; collagen binding; ATP binding. Gene Ontology annotation, cellular component: signaling receptor complex; plasma membrane. Lineage: Eukaryota; Metazoa; Arthropoda; Insecta; Hymenoptera; Apidae.